This is a messenger RNA of Helobdella robusta, 1425 nucleotides long. RefSeq lists its product as hypothetical. Gene Ontology annotation, molecular function: calcium ion binding. Gene Ontology annotation, biological process: microtubule cytoskeleton organization; regulation of dephosphorylation; B cell homeostasis. Bases 1 to 1425 code for a protein of 474 amino acids. Gene Ontology annotation, cellular component: centrosome; spindle. Lineage: Eukaryota; Metazoa; Annelida; Clitellata; Rhynchobdellida; Glossiphoniidae. The transcript has 12 exons. The record is from RefSeq and is a predicted model, not a curated record.
AUGGAGAUUAAUUCGAAACUAAUCGAACUUCUAAAGAAAAGCAGCAUCAAAUUAUCAGCCACACGUAGCAAGGAUGAAGACAACGAAGACAAAUUAUUUAAACAUUAUUAUUCAUUGUGGGGCCACACUGCUUCUGGUGAUGAUGAUGAUGAUGACAAUGUGGAUGGUGCUGAUGAUAAUGAUAUUCCUAAUAAUCAAAAAUACGACAGCAUACCUAAGUUUUAUACCAAGUUGCCUCAAGCUAAUGAGCUGCUGAAGCAGAAGUUACGAGAUGAGGGCAGAAGUGCAUUCCUACAAAGAAAAAGUAAAGAUCUCUUGGACAAUCUGGAAUUACAACCAAAAGCGACAAAAUUUCUACAGACUAUGUGGUCACUGCUGGAGAAAUACAACAGUCCGCCAGUUCUUAGCAAUGAGCAGAUGCUAAACUACGAUGACUUCAAACUGGUAGCCAAUCAAGUCUCUAAUAAGUGCAAGCAGUUUUUCCGACCGUCAAUCUUUGCCAAACUCCUAACCGACGACCCAUAUGGUAGGAUAUCGACACUGCAUUUCUUCAACUACAUCAUGAGGAAGGUCUGGCUGCACCAGACGCGCAUUGCUCUCUCGCUCUACGAUGCGGCCGGCUUAGGAUUUCUUCGAGAAAAUGACCUGGAGAGUUACAUUCUCGAACUUAUUCCAACGCUACCUCAGUUGGACAGUCUCGACAAAUCCUUCUACUCCUUCUACGUUUGCAUGGCCGUUCGUAAAUUCUUCUUCUUCCUCGAUCCCCUCCACAUCGGAAAAAUCAAAAUUCAAGAUGUCCUCACGUGCACUUUUCUCAAUGAUCUUCUAGAGCUACGCGAUGAGGAAAUGUCUAAAGAACGGCAGGAGACCAACUGGUUCUCAACUCUCUUCUCAUUCAAAGUUUAUGGUCAGUACCUCAAACUGGACGUCGACCACAAUGGCAUGUUGAGUAGGGAAGAACUGUCCAAGUACAACAACGGAUCACUAACACCCGCCUUCCUGGAUCAAGUCUUCCAGGAAUGUUUAACCUACGAAGGAGAGAUGGAUUACAAAACUUACCUGGAUUUCGUACUGGCCAUGACUCACAGGGAGUGUCCGCAGUCCAUCCAGUACAUAUUCCGGAUCCUAGACACGAAGCAUAAAGGAUAUCUGGAUGUUUUCGACCUUAAUUACUUUUAUAGAUCGAUGCAAGAACAGAUUCAGCAGCACAUUCUAGAAACUGUUGUAUCGUUUGAAGACAUCAAAAAUGAAAUAUUCGACAUGGUUAGGCCAAUGAAACCGAAUCAGAUAACGUGCCAGGACCUUGUAAAGAGCGGACAGGCGAGUACCAUUGUUGGUCUGCUGAUAGACGUCAACUCCUUCUGGUCAUACGAGAACAGAGAGGCCCCCAACCUCAACAUGCCAACGGAGGUGGCCGACAAUUAG